AUGGGGUGGUUGACGCAUGUGUAUGAGGUGGAGGCGACGAUGAAGGGGAGCAGAGAGGAGGUGGCAGACGCCAUCCGAGAGAUCAUCAAGAGCACCAAGCAUUAUGCGCUCAUGGACAACGCUGACUCGCUCUUCAAACGUCCUGGAGAUAAGCAUGACAUCAAGCAUGCCUACCUGAACUCGGUGGUAGACCCCAACGCUUUGCUCGUUGUCGGGACCUGCACCAGUCCUCUCAUGAAGUUUGUUGACGAUAUCGCAUUCACGGUGAUCAGCAGUGGAGACGGAGUGACGGUCAAAGGACUGAGCGUGUCGCGCAUUGGGGAAGGAGAUAUGUUCAAGAACAAGAAGAACAUUGAGACUGUUCUGAAGCUUCUCUCGCAGAAGAAUGAGAUGUACAAAGCAAGCUCCAAGAAAGUAAUUCGCUCCUAAGUAUGAAGGAUUCAAAUCCAACAAAAGCAACAAUGCUUGCACACUUUAUACACGAUUGUGGUAGUUAAAUCAAUUCAAUGAC
This is a messenger RNA of Guillardia theta CCMP2712, 511 nucleotides long. RefSeq lists its product as hypothetical. NCBI's taxonomy places the organism in Eukaryota, Cryptophyceae, Pyrenomonadales, Geminigeraceae. The transcript is spliced from 2 exons. The record is from RefSeq and is a predicted model, not a curated record. Bases 1 to 429 code for a protein of 142 amino acids.